AUGGCCACUGUGAACAACUGGCUGGCCUUCUCCCUCUCCCCUCAGGAGCUCCCGCCGUCUCAGGCGAACUCCGCCCUCAUCUCCGCCGCCACCACCGGCGACGCCUCCGCCGCCGCCGACGUCUGCUUCAACAUCCCCCAAGAUUGGAGCACGAGGGGAUCGGAGCUGUCGGCGCUCGUCGCCGAGCCGAAGCUGGAGGACUUCCUCGGCGGCAUCUCCUUCUCGGAGCAGCACCACGGCAAGGGCGGCGUGAUCCCGAGCAGCGCCGCCGCCUGCUACGCGAACUCCGGCAGCAGCGUCGGGUACCUCUACCCUAGCUCCUCCUCCCUCCAGUUCGCGGACUCCGUCAUGGUGGCCUCCUCGGCCGUCGUCCACGACGGCGUCAGCGGCGGUAUGGUGACCGCCACCAGCAACGGCGGCUCUGGAGGUGGCGCCGCCGCCACCGCCGCCGCCAGUAGCAACGGCGGCAUCGGGCUGUCCAUGAUCAAGAACUGGCUCCGGAGCCAGCCGGCCCCGGCGCCGCAACCGCAGAGGGCGCUCUCGCUGUCCAUGGCGGGAGCGGGACACGCGCAGGGCGGCGCUGGUGGGAUGGCGCUCCUCACCGGCGGCGCCGGAGAGCGAGUCCGGGUGCCCGCCGCGGAAAGCCUAUCCACGUCGGCGCACGGAGCGAUGGCUGGUGCUCGCAAGGAGAGCAACGAGGAAGGUAGCGGCAGCGCCGGCGCCGUGGUCGCCGUCGGCUCGGAGCAGUCCGGCGGCAGCGGCGGCGCCGUAGUGGACGCUGGCGCGGCGGCGGCGGCGAGGAAGUCGGUCGACACGUUCGGGCAGCGGACGUCGAUCUACCGCGGCGUGACCAGGCAUAGAUGGACAGGGAGGUAUGAGGCUCAUCUGUGGGACAACAGCUGCAGAAGAGAAGGGCAAACUCGCAAGGGUCGGCAAGUCUAUCUAGGUGGUUAUGACAAGGAAGAAAAGGCUGCUAGAGCUUAUGAUUUGGCUGCUCUCAAAUACUGGGGCCCGACGACGACGACAAAUUUUCCGGUAAAUAACUACGAAAAGGAGCUGGAGGAGAUGAAGCACAUGACAAGGCAAGAAUUUGUAGCCUCUUUGAGAAGGAAGAGCAGUGGCUUCUCCAGAGGUGCUUCCAUUUACCGUGGAGUAACUAGGCAUCACCAGCAUGGGAGAUGGCAAGCAAGGAUAGGCAGAGUUGCAGGGAACAAGGACCUCUACUUGGGCACCUUCAGCACGCAGGAGGAGGCGGCGGAGGCGUACGACAUCGCGGCGAUCAAGUUCCGGGGGCUCAACGCCGUCACCAACUUCGACAUGAGCCGCUACGACGUCAAGAGCAUCCUCGACAGCAGCGCCCUCCCCGUCGGCAGCGCCGCCAAGCGCCUCAAGGACGCCGAGGCCGCCUCCGCCGCCGCCGUCGUCGGCUACGACAUCGGCCGCAUCGCCUCCCAGCUCGGCGACGGCGCGUACUACCACCACCACCCGGCGGCCUGGCCGACCAUCGCGUUCCAGCCGCCGAUGGGCGCCGCCGCCGCAGGGGGGCUGUACCACCCGUACGCCGCGCAGCCGCUGCGCGGCGGGUGGUGCAAGCCGGAGCAGGACCACGCGGUGAUCGCGGCGGCCCACAGCCUGCAGGAGCUCCACCAGCUCAACCUCGGCGCCGGCGCCGGCGCGCACGACUUCUUCUCGGCGGCCGCGGCGGCGCAGGCGAUGCAGCACGCCGGCGGCGGACACGGUCUCGGCAGCAUCGACAACGCCUCACUCGAGCACAGCACCGGCUCCAACUCCGUCGUGUACAACGGGGACGCCGGCGGCUACAUGAUGCCGAUGAGCGCCGCGUCGGCCGCCGCCACGGUGGUGGUGAGCCACGAUCAGCACGCUGCGCAGGGCGGCCACGGCGACGGCGGAAAGCAUGUGCAGAUGGGGUACGACAACUACCUCGUCGGUGCAGACGCCUACGGCGGCGCCGGGAGGAUGCCUUCUUGGACGACGACGCCGGCCUCCGCGCCGGCCGCCACGAGCAGCAGCGACAUGACCGGAGUCUGCCAUGGUGGCGCACAGCUCUUCAGUGUCUGGAACGACACAUAAAACUAGGUUAGCUUAGCCAGCUUAAAUCAUAGCCUGGUAAAACACUGACAUAAUUAAGCCAUACUUAGGGUUCAUGAGAUGACCAUUAAGCAGGUUGUUAUCAUCAAUUAUAUGCUUUCCUAAUCAGUAGCUCAAAAGGAGGGGAUUUCUUCUGAAGGAUGGUGAUGGCUUGUGAACUUGAACAUGGUGUUCUUGCCAUGAUUCUUCACAAGCUGCCAUUUUGGGGUUCAGUUUCAGAAGGAUCCUGAUUAUUAACCAGCCAUAUAUAUAGGUGGGUAGAAAUGGAGGUAGCCUGCUUGUAAAUUGGGGCAAUGGUAGCUAGAGACUAGAGUGGAUGCAAUGACCAUGCUUCAUGUCAUGAAACUAGUUGUCAUCCUCUGAUCAAAUUAAGCAGGGACAUUAAUUAAGCAAAGUUUAACAAUG
Molecule: messenger RNA, 2514 nt
Organism: Oryza brachyantha (malo sina)
Lineage: Eukaryota; Viridiplantae; Streptophyta; Magnoliopsida; Poales; Poaceae
Product: AP2-like ethylene-responsive transcription factor BBM2
Exons: 10
Coding region: 1-2091 (696 amino acids)
Biological process (GO): regulation of DNA-templated transcription
Molecular function (GO): DNA binding; DNA-binding transcription factor activity
Source: RefSeq, a predicted model, not a curated record